Molecule: messenger RNA, 2400 nt
Organism: Acanthisitta chloris (rifleman)
Lineage: Eukaryota; Metazoa; Chordata; Aves; Passeriformes; Acanthisittidae
Product: DNA (cytosine-5)-methyltransferase 3B-like
Biological process (GO): negative regulation of transcription by RNA polymerase II
Cellular component (GO): nucleus
Molecular function (GO): DNA (cytosine-5-)-methyltransferase activity, acting on CpG substrates; DNA binding
Source: RefSeq, a predicted model, not a curated record
ACAACCAUGAAGCAGGACAAGAGACACAGGCAGGAUGAGGCAGACUGCAGGGCAAAGCUGAACCUCGUCAACGGGGACCACACCAAUCCCACUGACAACACACCUGCCAUUGUACUGAAGGCGAAUGGGAAGCCCAGCACUCCAGAUCCUGGGGACCUGGAGCUGCCACCUCUGAAGAACGACAAGAGGGACAGCAAGGGAGACCUCUCCCAGGAGGACCUGGACUGGCCACUUGAUCUGAUGAGGGUGAAGAAGGAGCAGCCCCAGGACAAUGCUCAGUGGGAGAGCAGCCUCAAGCAGAAGACCCCUGUCCGCCUCAUCUUCCAGGCAGGGCAGACCCGGCACGAGAUGAGCAUCAAGGAACCAAGCAGUGUGGAGACUCUCAGGGACUUGCCAACUCCUGUGCGGAGCUCCAAGCGUCGGUCAGCCAUGUCCAUCCCCAUUGACCUUACAGAGGAGGACUCCCAGGACUCUUCCCAGAGCAGCAGCACACUCUCCAGCAGCAGCUCCCAGGAGGGGCAGAAUGGUUGUGCAGAGCUAGGUACUGAGGAGCCAGAGGGCAGAGACAUGAGGUUGGCACCGGAGUACCAGGAUGGGAAGGAAUUUGGAAUUGGGGAUCUCGUCUGGGGAAAGAUCAAAGGUUUCUCCUGGUGGCCUGCGAUUGUGGUCUCCUACAGAGUCACAGCCAAGCGCCAGGCUGUGUCGGGCAUGCGGUGGGUGCAGUGGUUCGGAGAUGGGAAGUUCUCUGAGGUUUCUGCGGACAAGCUGGUGGGACUGAUGGCCUUUAGGCAGCAUUUCAAUUCUUCCACGUUCAAUAAGCUGCUCUCCUACCGCCGUGCCAUAUACCAUGCUCUGGAGGUUGCAAGGAACCGGUCAGGGAAGACGUUUACAUCCAUCCCUGGAGAGUCACUGGAGGACCAGCUGAAGCCCAUGAUCAACUGGGCAUUCACUGGUUUCAAACCCUUGGGGUUUAAGGGACUGCGACCGCCCAAAGCCUCAGAGAAUGGGGUGCCAAGGAAUGGCAUGGAGGACGUAGUGUCCCUUGAGCAAUAUCCCCCUUCCAAGAGGCUGAAGACCAACUCCUGCAACAACGGCAAGGAGCAGCGUGUGGAAGAGGACCAGACCCGAGAGCAAAUGGUUUCUGAAGUUACGAACAACAGUGGGAAUCUGGAAGACAGCUGUUUGUCCUGCGGCCCAGCCACUUUCCACCCACUGUUUGAGGGGGGCCUCUGCCAGACGUGCAGGGAUAGAUUCCUGGAGUUCUUCUACAUGUAUGAUGAAGAUGGGUACCAGUCUUACUGCACCGUCUGCUGUGAGGGCAAGGAGCUGCUGCUCUGCAGCAAUACCAGCUGCUGCAGGUGCUUCUGUGUGGAGUGUCUGGAGGUGCUGGUGGGGCGAGGGACGUCAGCCAAGGCAAAAGAGCAGGAGCCCUGGAACUGCUACAUGUGCCAGCCCCGGCAGAGCUAUGGAGUGCUGCAGCGCCGACAGGACUGGAACACCCGUCUGCAGGACUUCUUCACCAGGGACAAGGGACAGGAAUAUGCUGCACCCAAAAUCUACCCAACAGUCCCACCAGCAAAGAGGAGACCUAUUCGAGUGCUCUCGUUGUUCAGUGGGGUAGCCACAGGGUACAUGGUGCUGAAGGACUUGGGCAUCCAAGUGGAGAAGUACAUUGCCUCAGAGAUCUGUGAGAACCCCAUUGCAUUGGGCACUGUGCGGCCUGAGGGCAACAUCACCUAUGUGCAUGAUGUCAGGAAAAUAACCAAAAGACAUAUUGAAGAGUGGGGUCCUUUUGACCUGGUGAUCGGUGGAAGCCCUGGUAACGACCUCUCCUUUGUCAAUUCUGCUGGGAAGGGGCUGUAUGGUAAGGCUACUUCGCCUCUGCCAGGCUGGGUUCCUCGGGGGAAGUGGUUUGGCUGCAGGCUGGUGGUUCCCCAUGGCCGUCUCGUCUUGGUGGACAGGGCAGCCAGGAGCCCCAGUGCCACAGCUGGUCCCAACCUGCUGCUUGGCCUUUUCCCUGCAGAAGGAACCGGGAGACUGUUCUUUGAGUUCUACCACCUGCUCAACUUUGCCCGUCCCAAGGCUGGCGAGGAGCGGCCCUUCUUCUGGAUGUUUGAGAAUGUGGUGGCCAUGAGGGUCAAUGACAAGAGAGACAUUUCCCGGUUUCUGGAGUGUAACCCAGUUAUGAUUGACGUGAUCAAGAUAUCUGCUGCACACCGAGCUCAUUACUUCUGGGGCAACCUCCCGGGCAUGGACAGUAUCUUUGGCUUCCCCCUCCACUACACGGAUGUCUCCAACAUUGGCCGCGGGGCUCGCCAGAAUCUGCUGGGGAGAUCGUGGAGUGUCCCCAUCAUCCGGCAGCUCUUUUCCCCGCUCAAGGAUUACUUUGCCUGUGAAUAG